This is a messenger RNA of Plasmodium gallinaceum, 3411 nucleotides long. RefSeq names its product asparagine-rich antigen Pfa55-14, putative. Gene Ontology annotation, molecular function: histone acetyltransferase activity; protein-N-terminal amino-acid acetyltransferase activity. The record is from RefSeq and is a predicted model, not a curated record. The transcript has a single exon. Gene Ontology annotation, biological process: N-terminal peptidyl-methionine acetylation. The coding region runs from base 1 to 3411 and encodes 1136 amino acids. Gene Ontology annotation, cellular component: Golgi membrane. Lineage: Eukaryota; Apicomplexa; Aconoidasida; Haemosporida; Plasmodiidae.
AUGGAUAAAUAUAAUGAAAAUAACUGUAUGAAUUCAAAUUUCCUAAAUUCUAACAGUAGUGAUGAAAAUGUGAAUAUUAAAAAUAAGAAGAAAACUUUUAAUGAAUUCAAAUAUGAUAAAGUUGUAAGUAAUGUUUUUUCCAUAUUUAAAAAAAAUAAUAAACAUAGAUAUAUAUCUACCUCUUCAGCAUUACGGAAUGAUAUUCAUGAACAAAAUUUAACUUCUCGUAUAUUUUUAGAUUUAUAUGAAGAUAGAGUAUUAUUAUUACAUAAAAUAUUAAAAAAAAUAAAUAUUUUAAAUUUAAUAUACUUUCGUUUUUUAAAAGAUGAUGACAUCGAAGAUGUUUUUGAUUUACAUAGGGAAAUAUUUCCUGUUAAAUAUCAUGCAGAUUUUUAUUUUAGUAUAUGUAAUUUUGAUGAUAAUAAAUCAGUAGAUGAUGAUAUUAUAAGAAUUAGUGAGAAAAUAACUAAUCUGUCUAGAAAUAAUAUAAAUAACAAAAAAGAUAUUUACAAUAAUUAUAAAGUUAAUGAUCAUAAUUCUUUGAAAAUAAACAAUAAUAAUUUAAAUAAUAAUGAUAUGAUAAAUGAAAAUACAAUGAAUAAUAAAAAUGUUGUGAAUUCAAUUAAUAAUUCAUUUAAAAUUGAUUUAAAGAAAAACGAUGAAAUAAACUUAAAUGAUAAAAAUUAUGAUGAUAAUAAUAUUACUAAUGAAAAAUUAACUUCAUCAGAAACUUUUAAUCCAUUAAAUAAUGAAAAUAACAAAAAAAAAAAAAUAAAUAAAAAAUGGAAAGAAGAACAAAUAUUUUCAGUAGGUGCAUUUUUACCAUAUUCAUUUAUUGAUUAUAUUAAUAGUAAUUAUAUCAGCAAACUAUUAAAAAAUAAAAGCAUAGAAAAAAUUAGUGAAAAAGAAAUUUUACUAGAUUAUAUAAAAUUUAUUGAUGAUAAUCAUAAUUAUUAUAAUUCCUUUAAUCAUACUCAUAUAAAUUCAUUUAAUUAUGAGGAUCAAAUAUUUAAAAGUUAUACAAAAUAUAACUCUAAUAAUCAAGAUAAAGAUAAAAUAAAUAGUAGUAAUAAUGUAGAAAAUAAAAAAUGCGAAGAGGAAAAAAUUUUUAAUGAAAAUAGUGAACAGAAUAAAAAGAUUAAUGCCUUAAAUCAUUUCGAAAAUGCAAAUAUUAAUUUUAAUAAUGAUAUAAAUCAUAAAAGACUCGGUAAUAAUAAAAAGGAAAUUGGCGUAAAUACAAAUGAGCAAGAUAUGUUAGAAAAAGAUGAUUUGCAAAUGUGUAAAAAAAGUAAUAAUAAUAACUUAAAUAAUAAUUUAGAAAAAAAUAAUUAUAAGAAAGAAGACAAUGUUGAUAAAUGUAAAUCAAUUAAUAAUGAUACAAACAGUAUUACGAAAAAUGAUUAUGUCAAUAAUAAUAAAAUUAAUUCAUUAAUCUAUGAUGAAAAAAUAAGUACUGUGUCAGAUUUAGAAGAAAUAAACAAUAAUACGGAUAGUGAUAGUAGCAAAAAUAGUAGGAAAAAUAGUAGGAAAAAUAUAAAUAAUUAUAACAAAACUGUUUGUUCUACAAAUAACACUAUACAUGAAAAUAAUAAUGAACAUACUGGUAGUAAUUCUGUAGAUAAAUAUUUUAAAAAUAAUAUGAAGGAAAAAAUAUGUUUAAGCAAAGAAAUAAUAAAUUUAUAUAAUAUGGGUAAAACAAAAACAAAAAAGGAUUAUUUAAUUGGAAGCAUAUCAACAUUGAUAAAUUAUGAGGAAAAUGUAAAAGAAAAAGAUUUUAAUAAUAUAUAUAAUUUUUUUAAAAAAAAAUCAAAUAAUUGUAAAAAAGGAAAAAAUUAUUUAAAGUAUGUUUAUGAUUCUUCUAUAAAUUUUUUAGAAAGUUAUUUUCCAGUAGAAAAAAAUGGUAAUAUUAAUGAAAAGGAAAAAAAAAUAGGAAAUUCGAAUAGUAUCGAAAAAAAAGAUGAAGUGUUAAAAAAUACAGAUAAUGAAUUAAAAGAUGAUGAGCAAAAUAGUUCAUCAUCUAAUAUGAGACAAACAGAAUACAAUAAUUAUAACUUAAUGAAAAUGGAACCACUAAUAAGUGUGAAUAACACAUUAAAUGAUUUAACUAUUUUAAAAAAAAAAAGUAUAAAUAAAGACCUAAAUUUUGAAAAAAAAAUAUAUGAAGAAAUAUAUAUGAAUAAAGGAAUUAAAAAAAUGGCAAAAAAAUAUAUAAAAAAAAAAAUAAAUAGUGUUUAUAUUUUAACAGUAGGAAUAAAUGAAUAUUUUAGGGGACUAUCUUUAGCAUCUUUUCUCAUUGAAUAUACAUUAUUUUUUUUUUAUUUUAUUAUAUUUAGAAUAUUUCUUUAUGAUAAAAGAUUUUAUUGUUAUGUUGAUAAUAAAUCAUUUUAUAGUUUAUCUUGUAAUUUAAAAGACGAACAUAAUGGAAUAUUUGAUGAGGGUGUAAUAAGUGAUGACUUCUCAGAUGAUUUCGAAUCCAAUUUAUAUGGUAAGAAUUUUGGUAUUUUUCAAGAAAAAAAACAUAUUGAUGAAAAUCAAAAUGAAGUAGAUGAGAAAAUUGUUAAUUAUACUGAAAAAGAAAUAUAUAAUAGCAGUAAAAAAUUCCAAAAAAUUGAUGAAUUUAGAAAAGGAGAAUUAAUUAAUGAAAUUGAUGUAAAUGAAAAAAAUUCUGAAUAUGAUGGAUCUAAUGAAAGUGAUAACAUGAAAAAAGGAAAAAAAAAUAUAAAAAAUAAUUUAUGUAAAGAAUUAAUUUGUAGCAGCAAUGGUGCUAAUGAUAAUGAUCACGAAUUAAAAUAUGAAAAGUGUUCAUUGAACAUAUAUAAUUUAAAUAAAACCAAUGAUUUUAAUGAUUACAAAUACAUAGGUAAAUAUAAUACGAUGAAUAAUAACACAUUUUUACAAAAAGUAAAUAAUUGUAAGGAAGCAAAAAAAAAUUACAGUAUUUGUAAUAGUAUAAUAAGACAUUGCUAUAAAAAAAUUAUAUCAAAUGACUAUUUACAUCAUUUAUAUGAUAUUAUUCACAAUAGAAAUUCGGAAAAUAAAAAAAUAGAUCAAAUAAAGAAAAAAGUUAAUUCUUUUCAUAUUUUUAAUUUUCCUCAAUUUAAAAAUCCUGUUUGUGGUGUUAGUAUAAAUAAUAAAAUAUUAAAUUUUUUUUUUAGUAAUUUUUCUGCCCACUACUUAAAAGACAGACCAUUUUUUCAUUUUACAAAUUCAAAAUGUAUGAAAUCAUCUUUACCUAGUGAUAAUGAAAAUAUCAAACUUCCAUUAUAUAUGUAUUUGCAUGUAAUAGAUUAUAAUAAAGCAGCUAUAAAUUUAUACAAUAAAUUAAAUUUUGAUUAUAUUUGUACAUAUGAUAAUUUUUAUGAAAUAAACAAAAUAUCCUUUUCUUCUUAUUUGUAUGCUUAUUUUUUUUAA